This is a messenger RNA of Vitrella brassicaformis, 2317 nucleotides long. Lineage: Eukaryota; Vitrellaceae. The record is from the annotation of a GenBank genome assembly.
AGGUAGCCAUCAAUCGACUGAUUGAGAGUUCCCCCAUUGCAGUAUGAGCAACCAGCCCAUCAACGUGGGCCCUCAGCAGGCGGUGUAUGGCGCCGUGGAGCCGCCCCCGGGCAGCCCCGAGAGAGAUGCCAUGUGGUGAGUCAAUAGGCGAAACUCCUUAGCCAUGCAUCAUGAUACACACAGGAGGAAAGCCCCCAUAUCGGUGCUUUGCUUUUCUCCCCAGGAGCGCGCGCUGGUCUGACGGCAUUUGCGGGCGAGUCGUCUCACUCACUUAGAGACAGACAGACAGACAGACAGUGUCACAAUGCAUGCUUGACGUCAUCUGUCUGUUGCUAUCUGCGGUCUGCGACGCUUUGCAGCUGCUUCAGCGACUGUUUCUCCUGCAUCUUGGGCUGCUGCGGCCUGGGAUGCAUCAACAAGGCAAGCUGUCGACACAACCACUCACUCACUCACUCACCCAUCCGUCCAUCCAUCCAUCCAUCCAUUCACCCACUCGUGUGUGUGACACUGUGUGUGUGUAUGUGUGUGUGUGUGCGAACAGGCGCAGGCCGUGGAGCGGGUGAAGAUCAUGGGCCUUUGGCCGGCCAUAAUACUGUUCGGCAGCCUGUCGAUCCUGCUCCCCCUGAUCCUCACCGGCGUCAUGGAAAUCAGGUUCACCUCCAAGUACCCCCACCUCUCCAGUGUCGGUAGCUUCGGCACGAAUGCGAAGUGUUACGAAGCCAUUAAAAUGCUCGGACUAGUAAGCAGGCUAGAACUGGGAAGGGGAGAGGGGGACUGCCUGCGUGCCUCUGCCUGCCUGCCUGCCUGUCUCCAUGCCUGCAUGCCUGCCUGCGCGCAUUCUUGGCUGCAUGGGUCCCCACUUGUGUGGUUUGUGUGUUCUGUCUGUUUGUUCAGGGAGACCCUUUCAAAAAGUACCUGUCCUACGAAACCCGUCGGCGGCUUGGCUGGGAGGAGAAGCCCAUCAUUCGUCCCUUCGUGUUUCCUAAGAUACCAGAGGACGUCAGUAGAGGGAAGACGGAGACACACAUUCACACUCACACAGACAGACAGACAGACAGAGACAGACAUCCAUAUCAACAGCAUCCAUCCAUCCAUCCAUCGCUUCUUCUCUCCUUGUGCGUGGCGUGCAUACGAUAUAUCUGUGUGUGUCUUUAUGUUAUGUAUCUGUGCAGCUUCCGGCCGAGGGUGUGGCACUGAUCUACCUGGAGUACGAGCAGUUCGAGAAGGACAGCGUGCUCCUGUACGUGGACAGCGUGUCUGGCCUCAUCAGGCUCGUAUACAUCGUGGUGCUGGUCAUCUACCGCAUGAAAAUCCGCCGACACUACCGCAUCCCGCCCACAGACUGCUGCGAAGACUGCCUACUCGUCUGCUGCUGCGCGCCAUGCACGUACGUCUGUUGGCUGGAGAGGGAGGGAGGGAGGGAGGGAGGGACAGAUGCAUGGCAUGCAGCAGCUGAUAGGCCACCCAAUACGCUUUUCCCGAUGUCUCUCUCUGUCAGCAUUUGCCAGGAGUACCGACACGUCAGCCGCGCCAUGGGUAAGUAAGGAGAACACGACAAGACAAGACACGACACAAGACGGCACAGCACAGCACAGAACGACCAUUCGUGAAGAUACAUCGCUGGGAUUCUCACUCAGGCUACAAGCUUGACAUGCCGCCCAUCGUGAGCGCAACAAGGAGGGGAUGAAGGGAAGGGUGGGGGGAGGGGUCCGCCCAGAAGUCAUGUGUCUCUCCCUGUCAUGCAGAACCCAUCGGCAGCUGCACCCAUCCCUGCGGGCGCCCUCUACGUCCAGACCGUCCAGGUGGCCGCGCCGGCCGCGGUGCCCCAGGGCAGCACUGCUGCUGACACCGUAUGAAUCAACUAACCAAGCAAGUCGAGACACGCACGCACAGUUGGACCGCAGAGGGCGAGAAGGAGAACGAACGACUGAAUGAGCGAGUCCUACUAAGAUCGACAGAUGGAUGGAUGGAUGGAUGAGUGGAUGGAUGAGUGGAUGACUGCGGUGAUGGUUGAGUGAGUGAGGCUGCGACGUGGUUCAAUCCGGCUGGCUGGCUGGCUGGCUGGCUGCCCGCGACAAUUGAUUGCAUUGAGUGGCUGAGUGGAUCGACUGAGAGGGAGCACCUAAUCAACGAGACGAUUGACGGUUGAUACAUAGAUCGAUUGGUACGCUCGGUUGGUGGGUGCUAGUCAGCGCACCUGCACUUUCGUUCUCUGCAGUAAUUCGGCCCUUCAUAGGGAGGUCAAGGCAAGGUCAACGAGACCAAAAAAUGUGUCUGUCUGGUUGGUUCUUCAUGAACUGAAUGAAGCAUGCAGCCC